UGUACAUAUCUGUCACUCAUAUCCCCAUUUGAUAACAAUCUACAUUGUUAUCAAUUAUAGUACAUAGGUAUAUAAGUAUUGCAGAUGUAACUGUAAUCAGUUGUAGAUUUGGCUUUCGUAUGCUCUUGGAUGCGGUUAUCAGCUUAACAAAUCGCUAUAUAUUAUAUAUAAACACUUAGCUGAGGCGCAAGCAGUGAGUACACUGAGCUGAGUGUACUGAAUUGUCCGAUUUAAAGUUUUCAACACUCUGUGUUUGCACUUUAGUGUUUCAAUAAGAAGCGGUCUCCUCUUAUUACAGACUGAGUGUGCAGUCAUUAGUCGCGAUAUAAACGUCGAAGCGGUCGGACUCAUAUGUGCUCUGAGACUCGUAUUUCGAACCCCGUAUCGGCAACGGCUCACGUGUGACGAUAAAGAAAUUUUCGCUUAAGUUGCAAAGUUUUGCCCGCGUUAUUCUGUAUUGAGGGCUUUAAACUCAACACUUUAUGAAUACGCGAAUAAAUAUUGAUGUAAAAAAGUUAAAACUCGAUUUUUGCAUAUUUGAUUAAUUAAACAUUUCGGCUUUGGCCUAUUAGCACAAUUCCAACAAUAAUCGCUGGGCACUUUGAAAAUUUGUGUAAUAGAGAACGCGCCAAAAAUGAAGGGUUCUACUGGUAUUCACAGUAUACCACGAUAUACGAAAUCAUUAAUUUUUGUGUUAUCAAUAACAGCAGCUUUACUCACACAAACAAUCGCAGAUGAACGAUUCACGCGAAGCUCUAACCGAAGCGGGUUAACGGUAUCCACACAUGAUCUCACAAUUAUAGUAAAUAACAUAAAAACAUUUGAUGUUUUACUCAGUGAACCAUUGGCACAAGACGUCUUUAUCCAAUUGGUAAAACAACAUGAGACUUUAGUAGAAUUGGACCCUAACUAUUUCACAAUCAGUGCGUCGAAUCCACAAAAUAGAACCGUUAGCGUGCGGGGUCUCCAACUUGGGCACCUAGAUGUUACCGCCACGAGUGUACCGGACGAGUCAUGGAUUGUUGACGAUUUAUUUAUACGCAUUACUGUUGCAAAGUCGGAGCCUAUUAUUUACACCUCAAUUGUGUUCGGUUGGAUUUAUUUUCUGGCCUGGUCCAUUUCGUUCUAUCCGCAGAUUUUCAUUAAUUUUAAGCGAAAAUCUGUAGUUGGACUCAACUUUGACUUUCUCGCGCUCAACGUUGUUGGUUUUGCACUGUAUAGUGUUUACAAUUGUGGCCUUUAUUGGGUAUCCAGCAUACAGGAGGAAUAUGCCAGUCGACAUCCACGUGGUAUAAAUCCAGUUUUAUUGAAUGAUGUAGUAUUCGGUUUACAUGCGGUGUUUGCGACAGUCAUCGCAAUUAUUCAGUGUGUUUUAUAUGAGCGCGCCGAUCAAAGAAUCUCCAGAAUCGCUUCAUGUAUAUUAGGCGCAAUCGCUAUAAUUGUUUUGGUUACAUUAAUUCUAGCCGUUACUGGUGUUGUGUAUUGGCUGGAUUUUCUAUACUACUGCAGUUACAUUAAACUGGCGAUGAUCAUCAAAUACGUGCCUCAGGCGCUGAUGAACUAUCGCCGCAAAAGCACUACUGGCUGGAGUAUUGGUAAUAUCCUAUUGGAUCUCACUGGUGGUUUGCUCAGCAUGUUGCAGAUGAUCUUGAACGCAUACAAUUAUAAUGAUUGGGUGUCAAUUUUUGGUUCUGUGACGAAAUUUGGCAUGGGUCUAUUCACUGUGCUCUUCGAUAUAUUGUUUAUUCUACAACACUAUGUAUUUUACAGGCACUCCCAACAGCUUUCCAUCUCUACGAUUACUAACGCCACAGAAGUGGUUACUGACAAAGCUGACGAGCAACCGCGCUAUUAGUUUUACUUAUUUAUGUUUUAUUAUUAUUUUUUAGGUUUUGUGUUUAAUAUUUAUUUUGUUAAUGCUUGUUAAACACUCAUGUGUAUAUGUGUAUACUCACACACUUUUCUUGUACUUAAGAUGUAAGUAUGUAAUAUAAUUUAAAUUAUUACGAAUAAAAGUAUACAAUUGAGUACUUUUAAGGACACCCCAAAA
Messenger RNA from Bactrocera oleae (olive fruit fly), 2050 nucleotides. RefSeq names its product lysosomal cystine transporter cystinosin (gene Ctns). Gene Ontology annotation, biological process: L-cystine transport. Gene Ontology annotation, cellular component: lysosomal membrane. NCBI's taxonomy places the organism in Eukaryota, Metazoa, Arthropoda, Insecta, Diptera, Tephritidae. The record is from RefSeq and is a predicted model, not a curated record. Gene Ontology annotation, molecular function: L-cystine transmembrane transporter activity.